AUGGGUAUAGACGACCCAUUCCGCAUCAGCCCCCAAAAUCAAGAGUACCAAGACUUUCUGCGUGACCCUGAUGCAAACUUUUGGAUGCAAAUUUCCGGUCUCCUAACCUUCAACCCAAGCCGACAGCGAGCCAAGCACAUCGUUCACCCCUGUUGGCGAAUUGUUCACCGAGUCCUUACGACGAGUAUCUUCGGGCGUCUCGAGCCCGGUCAAAUCAACAGAUGUGAGCUAUUUUUCCUCCGAAGCAUGAGGCGUGCACUCUCCCUCAGUUUUUCAGGCUUCUUUUUAGACAAAUGUGACUCCAUACGCCAACGUUCCUCAGGGGAAAUUUUCAUCGGGGGACUUAUCACGAUCAUAGGUCGAGCCGUCGGCCUAGACUUCCCGGAUCCCGAGUACAUACCUGUCGACACCCCACCGAACUUCCUGCUAGAUUGUGACACUCUCAUCCGGAUGGAGAUGUUGCUCGAUCGGGGAACCCGCACGUACAGUUGGUUAGACUCUGACAAAGCCCUGGUUUACAUCCUGCCAAGUUGGAUCGGUUCUUCAUUUGAUACAGGCAACCCCGACACUUGGCUUCCUCCAGAUCAAUUGACCCAAGCAGGUGUAUUCUCAGAAUUCGGUGAUGAUGAGGGUGACGACGCAGAGCAACAAGAGGAAGAAGAUGACGAAGAGAACGACGAGAUGCCCGAAGCUGAGGAUCAUUUUGACCAGCCCUCGAUGCAGCAGCCGAUGUUUCCGCAUGAUCAAUUCCAGGCCCCUCCACAUCAUUUUGACCAGCCGCAUCAGCAGGAGGGACACGAAGUUGCAUAA
Lactuca saligna is the source of this 810-nucleotide messenger RNA. The record is from the annotation of a GenBank genome assembly. NCBI's taxonomy places the organism in Eukaryota, Viridiplantae, Streptophyta, Magnoliopsida, Asterales, Asteraceae.